AUGUUUCAGCCAUUUGAAGAUAUGGUGAAGAACCUUAAAGUUGAUCCUCUUGCUAAGGUCACUGCCUCCACCACUUCCAUGAAGAAUAAGUCAGAGCCAUAUUAUGAAACUCUUGAGACAUAUCAAGGCCUGCCUUGUCCUUAUGGUGGUUACUAUGGAUUCUACUAUCCAGGUCUUGAUGGUUCAGUUGGAGAAGCAAAGGAUACUAAUGGAUACUAUGGUUAUGGAACAGAGGUUCAGUACCCGGUAAUGCAAGGGGAAAAUGGAUCUUUGAUCUACUUGAUGCCAGGGUUUCAUCAAUCUUAUGAUGCUAGUCCCACUUACAUGCCUAUAAGCCCGGUUGGUGUAUCGAGUCACGCGCUUCAUUCACCUAUGUACGCAGCUCAAGGAUAUUAUCAGAACCAAUAUGGUUAUGGAGAUGUUUCGUCGCCCACCUAUUUAUGGGACCCUACUGGAGACAAGUAUGCGUAUGGUGUUGCUUCAAAUAGCCAGCCUUUGAAACAGAACAUAUCUUCUUCAAGUCAUAACCAUAGCAAUUAUUACUCAAAGAGCAAGACUUCUUUCACGGGUCAUGGCAUGGGAGAACGGCCUAGAACACCGCGAAAAAACAACUAUGCUCCCCUCGCACUGAACAACAAUCAAGAAAGAGGUGGAAUCGCGUACCAUAUGGACCCGUUAAGGAAAAAGUCUGGAGCUUUAAACCGAGAUGAAACAGAGAAGUCGAAAGCGAGAAACAAAGAAAAUGGUAAUAGCAUGACUGCAAAUGUUCAAGAUCAUGUUACCGAUGGGGAAUGUGAGUCCUGUUCGUUGGAUGUUGAAGAGAAUGGAAGAAGCAACGGUGUAGGUUCGGUGAUCAGAAGGGAUCAAUAUAACCUCUCUAGCUUUCAGACCAAAUACGAGGAAGCAGUCUUCUUCGUGAUCAAAUCUUAUAGCGAAGACGACAUCCACAAGAGCAUCAAGUACAAUGUCUGGUCAAGUACUCUCAAUGGGAACAAGAAGUUAGACAGUGCAUAUCAAGAAUCUCAAAAGAAGAUGGCAGAGAACGGUGGAAACUGCCCGGUUUUCCUUUUCUUCUCGGUUAAUGCAAGUGGCCAAUUCUGCGGUGUAGCUGAGAUGACUGGGAGAGUGGAUUAUGAGAAAAGCAUGGAGUUUUGGCAGCAAGAUAAGUGGACCGGCUAUUUUCCGGUCAAGUGGCACAUCAUCAAAGAUGUUCCAAAUCCGCAGUUACGACAUAUAAUACUAGAGAACAAUGAGAACAAGCCUGUAACCAAUAGCAGAGACACACAAGAGGUGAGGUUGCCACAAGGGAAUGAAGUGUUGAACAUCUUCAAGAACUAUGCAGCAAAGACAUCUAUAUUGGAUGAUUUCGAUUUUUAUGAAAACAGAGAGAAGGUUAUGGUACAGAAGAAGCUAAGGUUCUCUCAUGUAUUAAAGAAGAAAGAGGAAGACUUGGUUGCUGAUUUUCAAACAAUGGAGAUCUCAAAUACAGUCAAAGAGGAAAAGCCAGACUUAACUGGAACUCUGGACUAA
Molecule: messenger RNA, 1530 nt
Organism: Thlaspi arvense
Lineage: Eukaryota; Viridiplantae; Streptophyta; Magnoliopsida; Brassicales; Brassicaceae
Source: the annotation of a GenBank genome assembly